Tinamus guttatus (white-throated tinamou) is the source of this 627-nucleotide messenger RNA. Its product is annotated as dual specificity protein phosphatase 13B-like. Lineage: Eukaryota; Metazoa; Chordata; Aves; Tinamiformes; Tinamidae. Gene Ontology annotation, cellular component: cytoplasm. Gene Ontology annotation, molecular function: protein tyrosine/serine/threonine phosphatase activity; MAP kinase phosphatase activity. The record is from RefSeq and is a predicted model, not a curated record. Gene Ontology annotation, biological process: protein dephosphorylation; negative regulation of MAPK cascade.
AUGGCUUGGGAUUCACUCUGCAGAGGUGACUUACUGCGCCCCAAAAUAAGAAGUGCCUCAAGACAGACUGCAGGAGUCCAGAGCAGCCACGAAACACCAUCCCUGGAGGAGCUGCGGCGCCUGCUCUGGACACGCACACAUCCCACCGGACACGUGGACGAAGUCUGGCCAAACCUUUAUGUGGGAGACCUGUACGUAGCUCGUGACAAAGCACAGCUGAGCCGAAUGGGCAUCUCCCACGUCGUGGAUGCAGCUGCUGGGCGGUUUCAUAUCGACACCGGACCCAAGUUCUACAAAGACCUGCCUGCGGAUUACUAUGGCAUAGAAGCAGAGGACAACCCAAACUUCAACCUCAGCAUUUACUUCUACCCGGUUGCUCGAUACAUAAGGGCAGCACUGAAGACUCCAAGAGGCAAAGUCCUAGUUCACUGUGCAAUGGGGAUCAGUCGAUCGGCAACGCUUGUCCUGGCUUUCUUGAUGAUCUGCGAAGAGAUGUCCCUGGCCGAUGCCAUCCGGACUGUGCGCACACACAGAGGCGUCUGCCCCAACUCCGGCUUCCUCAGGCAGCUCUGGGAGCUGGACCUCCAGCUGGGGAGGGAGAGACGUGGCAGAGUGAGGACCUUCUAG